CAUUCCAGUUUGACAAACACCUCGCAGACCAGACAUGUCCGCUGCCGUGUCGACGAAGCUGACGAAGCUGUUCAACAUCACGAGUCCUAUAGUGUCGGCUCCUAUGGCUUACGCCACAACGCCUGCGCUGGUAGCAGAAGUUAUCAAAGCUGGAGGACUGGGUUUCCUCGCUGCAGGCAACGAGCCCGCUCCCAAACUCGCGCAGGCCCUCGAUGAGGCUCGCGCAGCAGUCGGCAAAGACAAGCAGCAUCUUGUUGGCUUUGGCUUUGUCGGAUGUAUUCUGGACAUGUUCAACACUGCCGCCGACCCGCGUCUCAAGACGGUUCUCGACAAGACACCGUCUGCUGUAUGGCUGGCCUACGGGAAGGAUCUUGGCAAGUACGUCGCUCAGGUGCGCGAACACAACGCGGCGCACAACACAAACAUCCUCGUUUUCCUCACUGUGAAUACCGUGGAGGAGGCACUCCGUGCGGCGAACGAACUGAAGGUCGACGUUAUCGUUGCGCAAGGCGCCGAGGCAGGCGGACGCGGGAGUGUCUACUCUCCUCCCACCGGAGAGUUCUUGCAGGCCACUCUCGCUGCCGUCCCGGAUGGACCACCAAUCCUUGCCGCCGGGGGUGUCACGACCGGUGCACAGAUCGCAGCGUUGCUCACCAAGGGCGCCGCGGGCGUCGUCAUCGGCACACGCCUGCUGUUCACGCAUGAGUGCAUGUUCUCCGCGGACAUGAAGCAAGUGCUCGUGGAGGCGGGGUCGGACGCAACCGCGCGGAGCCCGGCAUACGACGUGGCGUUCCCUCCGGGCAUAUGGCCGCAAGGCAUCGAAGCGCGCUGCAUCACUAACGCGAUUGUUGCGGACUACAAGGCGGGGCUUGACCCUCUGGACCGCAAGACAAACCUGGCAAGCGGCAAGAAGGAGUACUUGCUGGUGUACGCCGGUACCGGCGUGGGGGAUGUGAAGGAUAUACGGAGCGCAGCGGAGGUGGUGCAGGAGCUCAACAGCGAGACUAUUUCGUCGCUGAAGACUUUGGGUCCUCAGCUGCUCGCUUGA
This is a messenger RNA of Postia placenta MAD-698-R-SB12, 1048 nucleotides long. RefSeq lists its product as hypothetical. Gene Ontology annotation, molecular function: nitronate monooxygenase activity. The record is from RefSeq and is a predicted model, not a curated record. The coding region runs from base 35 to 1048 and encodes 337 amino acids. The transcript is spliced from 5 exons. NCBI's taxonomy places the organism in Eukaryota, Fungi, Basidiomycota, Agaricomycetes, Polyporales, Adustoporiaceae.